AUGGAGGAUUUGUCUUUGUAUGACACGCAUUGGAUCAGCGAUGAUUAUAGUGAUAAGCCAAAAACAAACUUGCAUAAAAAUCAACAGAGUAAGAAACCUGUAAACAAAAAGAAGAAAAAGCCUGAAGAAUUUGAAGUAGAAGGUGCUCCAAGGGCAUUAUGGUGCAGUGAUGCAGAAUAUUUUUCAGUAAAUACAAAGAAAAUUGUGAAAGGCCAAGUAUUAGGUCCAAUGUACAAAACUGAGUGGUGUAAAAAAGGUGGAAGGCAGUGUGCCAAGUUUAGUGAGGAUGGAGAAACAUAUUGUUUAGAUGCUCGUUAUUAUGGUAAUAUCAGUAGAUUCAUUAAUCAUCUGUGUGAACCAAAUCUGGUUCCUGUAAAAAUAUUUGUAGAUCAUCAAGAUUUAAGUUUUCCUCGAAUUGCAUUCUUUAGUUCAAGAGACAUAAAACCAUUAGAAGAACUAGGUUUUGAUUAUGGUGAAAAAUUUUGGGUUAUCAAGUACAAGUGGUUUACAUGUGGUUGUGGCUCACCUAAGUGUAAAUAUUCCAAAGAAACAAUUCAUGAAACUCUAGCAAAUUACUAUCGCAGAUUGAAGGAAGAGCAGGUAGACGAACUUGACUUGAAUCCUCCUAUAUGUUGGUGA
Centruroides sculpturatus (bark scorpion) is the source of this 639-nucleotide messenger RNA. Its product is annotated as histone-lysine N-methyltransferase EHMT2-like. The coding region runs from base 1 to 639 and encodes 212 amino acids. Gene Ontology annotation, molecular function: histone methyltransferase activity; p53 binding; protein-lysine N-methyltransferase activity. The transcript has 4 exons. The record is from RefSeq and is a predicted model, not a curated record. NCBI's taxonomy places the organism in Eukaryota, Metazoa, Arthropoda, Arachnida, Scorpiones, Buthidae.